This is a messenger RNA of Thyridium curvatum, 7818 nucleotides long. RefSeq lists its product as uncharacterized. Gene Ontology annotation, molecular function: phosphopantetheine binding; fatty acid synthase activity; 3-oxoacyl-[acyl-carrier-protein] synthase activity. NCBI's taxonomy places the organism in Eukaryota, Fungi, Ascomycota, Sordariomycetes, Thyridiales, Thyridiaceae. The transcript is spliced from 12 exons. Bases 1 to 7818 code for a protein of 2605 amino acids. Gene Ontology annotation, biological process: secondary metabolite biosynthetic process; fatty acid biosynthetic process. The record is from RefSeq and is a predicted model, not a curated record.
AUGGAGUCAAAAGAAGAUCCAGUAAUCGCCAUUGUCGGCAUGGCUUGCCGCUUUGCCCAGGAUGCCACUAGUCCUUCUAGGCUAUGGGAUAUGCUGGCCACUGGUCAAGAUGGUUGGUCGGAAAUACCAGAGUCCAGGUUCGCGACUAAAGGGCUCUAUCACCCCAACGGUGAAAAGAUUGGCUCGACACAUGUGAAGGGCGGGCAUUUUCUCUGCGACGAUCCGGCCCUUUUCGACGCCCCAUUCUUCAAUCUCCCAGCCGAGGUUGCAAGUACCUUGGACCCGCAGCACAGGCUUACAUUAGAGGUUGUCUUCGAGGCAAUGGAGAGCGCGGGAACAACAUUAUCAACCUUUCAGGGCUCAGACACGUCUGUUUACGCGGGAUGUAUGGUCAGGGAUUACCAUGACACACUUUCUCGAGAUCCGGACGCACUGCCGCGGUACUUUAUGACCGGCAACGCUGCGACCAUGGCCUCGAGUCGCGUGUCCCACUUCUAUGACUUACAUGGGCCCAGCAUGACGAUAGACACGGGCUGCUCCACCACACUGACGGCUUUGCACCUGGCGUGCCAGAGCCUCAAAGCAGGGGAAAGCGGCGCUUCAAUUGUCACAGGUGCAAGCUUGAUGCUGAACCCCGAUGUCUUCGUGUCCAUGUCUAGCAAGCGACCACUGACCCUCUCUCUUGGUAGAUUCCUCUCUCCAGACGGCAAAUCCUAUUCGUUCGAUCACAGAGCAAAUGGGUAUGGCCGCGGGGAGGGAGUGGCAGCGAUCGUGCUGAAGCGGCUGGACGACGCGAUCGCAGCCGGCGAUCCAGUGCGCGCCGUCAUCCGCGGCACCGCCCUGAAUCAGGACGGCAAAACAUCGACCAUCACGACGCCCAGCCAGACGGCGCAGGAGACCCUAAUACGGUCCUGCUAUCGACGCGCCGGCGUCGAUCCGAUGGAGACGGGCUACGCCGAGGCGCACGGGACUGGCACACCUCGCGGGGACCCGAUCGAGCUCGCGGCUAUCGCCAGCGCGCUGGGCUCAGCCAGCCGUGGCCCCAGCCAACCUCUGCUGGUUGGCUCCGUGAAGGCGGCUAUCGGCCACACGGAAGCUGCGAGCGGCCUGGCAAGCGUAAUUAAGGUUGUCAUGGGCCUCGAGAAGGGUGUUGUGCCCCCAAAUAGCAACUUUCAGAGACGCAACCCGAAGCUGGAUCUCUCGGAAUGGAAUAUUCAGAUCCCUACGACGAUAAUGCCCUGGCCUGUACUAGGGGAAGUUCGUCGCGGUUCGAUUAACAACUUUGGCUUUGGAGGAGCAAAUGCUCAUGUGAUCAUUGAGGAGUUUCGGCCUACCGAAGACAAACUAUCGACGAUGAAUGGCAACCGUCGUGGUGUAAAUGGUGUCAAAGCUGUCAACGGUGACCAUGGUAACAUGAACAAGGGAAAGAAUGGCAUGGCACCUCAGCCUGAUCAACUUGUGCACAUGGUCCAACCAAGUUUCACAGCCCAGUUGAAGGGAAAGACGCACCUGAUUAUGAAUGGCGAAAUGAAUCGACAUGCCCCUGGUUCUGAACAGACUCAAGUUUCAGUCUCUAGACCACAGGCAAGUUGCUGGACCAUCAACAUGUUCCCAGGCAUCGGUGUUGACGAAACAGGGCUAACAACUUACACGCUCGGAGAACGCCGAUCAAUAUUCCCAUGGGCAGCCGCAUGUCGUGCAAAUAGCGUGUCGAACUUGGUCGACGUACUGACAGAUGGCAAGGUUGUUCCUAUCCGAGUACCGGCCCAGCCACGGAUUGGGUUUGUUUUCAACGGACAAGGAGCUCAGUGGUUCGCCAUGGGUAGAGAGCUGAUACGCGAAUAUCCGGUGUUUCGAUCAAGCCUUGAAUUAAUGGAUGGCCAUAUCAGGGAAAUGGGCGCACAAUGGUCCCUCAUACAUGAGCUCAGCCGCAGUGAGGAAACAACAAAGGUGCUGGGCCUCGAGUAUAGCUUGCCAUUGUGUAGUGCUAUUCAAAUUGCCUUGGUCGACUUGCUGCGAUCCUGGGGCAUCAGCCCAACCAUUGUCACCGGCCACUCUAGCGGAGAAGUGGGAGCGGCAUACGCGGCGCACGCCAUUGACGCCCGGUCAGCAAUCGCUAUCCCAUACCUUCGAGGGGCUCUAUCUGCCGAGACAGAAAGCAUCAUUGGAAUGGGUGGCAUGAUAGCCAUAGGUCUAGGACGCGUUGAAGCCGAACAUUACAUCUCCCAGGUCCAAAGCGGCAACGUAGGGGUCGCAUGCGUCAACAGCCAGAACAGUGUCACCGCCUCUGGAGACCUACCAGCAAUAGCAGAGCUAGAAGAGCUCCUCGUCACGAACAAGAUUUUUUGUAGGCGUCUGCGCAUCAACGGCGCGUUCCACUCUCCUCACAUGUCACCCAUCUCAAAAGAGUACAUGUCACGGUUACGUCCAUUGCUCAAGCCGAACCCAGGGCCGAGACAUGUCAUUUUCUCCUCCUCCAUGACGGGAAAUCACCUAGAGGACCUUGACCAACUGGCGACGCCAGAAUAUUGGAAUGCGAACAUGCUCGGAGUGGUCGAGUUCGAAUCAUCGUUCCGCAAUAUGUGUGUUUCCAGCCCGACAACAGCCGAUCAGUCCGGGUUUGCUCGAGCUGUCGAUUUGGUGCUUGAAAUUGGCCCUCACGGCUCUCUCAGCGGACCCAUUCAAGACCUACUGACCUUACCGGAGCUUAAGAGUCUCAGCAUAUCAUACCUGAACUGCCUCGUCAGGAAGAAGGACGCUGUCGAGACCAUGCACUCACUGGCUUGCGACCUUCUUAUAAGGGGAGCACCGGUCAAUCUCCGGGCUCUCAACUUUCCCAGAGCCGAUCACGAGCUUAAGGUCUUGCACGACUUGCCUCCCUACGCCUGGGCUCACAACAUCUCCUUUUGGCACGAACCUCGGAUCAACAAGGCGUGGCGACAACGCAUUGGCCCUUCUCCGGGCCUAUUGGGUAUUUAUCAACUUGCUGCAAACCAGCAUAUUCCGACAUGGCGAAAGAUCUUGCGUUUAAGUGAGCUACCAUGGCUUCGAGAUCAUGUUAUAGGCUCAAAUGUGGUUUACCCUGGCGCGGGCUACCUCUGUAUGGCGGUGGAGGCUGCGAGAGUGCUGUGCCAUGACGCGGCCCCGGCCCAUUUUCAGGUAUCUGGAUAUGACCUCCGCAAUGUCCGGUUCGAAAAGGCACUACUCAUUCCAGAGAUGGAAGGGAGGGAACUUCAGCUGAGUAUGCUUUCAAGUGCCGACGAUGGAGCAUCAGAGAUGAGUCAGUGGCGGGAAUUCCUGAUAUCCUCAGUCUCCGCCGACAAUUCCUGGGUAAAACACUGCCAUGGUUCCAUUAGGGCGCACUUUUCUGCGGCAAGCGGAGAGGACAAGUCCUCCACUGUCACAAGGAAGAGAAAUGAGGGAUCGACGACGUACAUCCGCCGUGUUGACCCUGUCGACUUAUGGGCGGCUUUGCACAGCGUUGGAAUAUCUCACGGUUCUGCUUUCCAAAAUAUCAACAAAUUGGAAGCCAGCAGAGACAAGAGUGUCGCAACUUUUACGGUGUCCCAGAUCUCGGUACAUGACGAAAACGAACAGACGCAGAGUCUGAUUCAUCCUACCACACUCGACUCUGUCUUCCAGGCCGCAUACAGCGCAUUGCCGGGGUUGGGGACUGCCCUCGACAUGGCGUUUAUCCCACGAGUAAUUGACCGAAUGUUUCUCAGGCAUGACAUCAACAGGGAUGCCGGGCAUCCUUUUGAAGCACACAUUUACCGGGGCCCGCGCAGCCCUCGUUCGUUUCAAACUGAUUUGGCUGUAUUUGAUGCCGACGAGAGCUCCACAAUCGCAGUGCUGGAAGUACAGGGCUUAAGCUACCAGAGCCUGGAAGGGGCUGCUGGCAUUGUCAAGCGUCAACGGUCCGAAGUCUCCAGUACCAUUCAAUGGGAGCCGGAUUUAUCUUUCGCAACAUCGCUCAGCGCCCUUGAACAUCUCAAAUCACCCGCAGAUAGCACAGAGAUGGACAUGGUGAUGAAACUCCGGAAGGCAGUAGUGCUUUACAUUCGGGAUGGCCUAGCAGCCAUGACCGCUGAUGAGAUAUCAUCUCUGGACAGCCACUAUGCUAAGCACUACUCGUGGAUGAAGACGCAACUGACGUUGGCCUCCGAUAACAGGCUGGGGCCGGAAAGCUCGAAGUGGCUUGACGUCAAUGAAGCCGAAAAGGAUGCAGUGUUUGACGAUGUCACCAAAGCGAGCGUCAACGGUGAAAUGAUCGGACGAGUUGGGCCCCGAAUACGAUCUUUGAUGGGGCAAGAGGUCUUCCCUCUUGAGCUCAUGUUGGAGGGUGGCCUCUUGUACCGCUACUAUGUAGGUGCUCUGAAGUGGGAUCGUUCCACGCGACAAAUUGCCGAGUUAGUUAGGUUGCUGGCACACAAAAGCCCCCGCGCGAAGAUCCUCGAAGUUGGCGGCGGCACAGGUGGCGGCACGAGCGCCAUACUCAACACCCUGGGAACAGAAGGUCAUGGCCAUGGAGGCGCCCUCUUUGGAAAAUACGACUUUACGGAUGUGUCAACUGGAUUCUUUGAGGCUGCUCGGAAGCGAUUCGAGCCAUGGAAGGAUCUUAUGACAUUCAGCAAGCUUGACAUCGAGCAGUGUCCAGCAGAACAGGGUUUUGAAAGUGGCUCUUACGAUAUCGUUGUGGCCUGCCAGGUCCUGCACGCAACCAAAUCUAUAGACAACACGUUGAUGAACGUUCGUCGAUUGCUGAAGCCCGGUGGUAGGCUUGUAUUGCUUGAGACCACUCAAGAUUCCUUAGACGUCUUCUUGGCUUUCGGGUUCCUUCCUGGCUGGUGGCUGAGCGAGGAGGCGGAGCGCCAGACUUCACCAUCACUCACUGUGCCUUUUUGGGAUAAAGUACUCCGCCGAAGCGGAUUCACUGGAUUGGACUACCAUGUUCGAGACUGCGAGGACGAGGAGUUCUACAGUUUCAGUGUCAUGAUGUCCACUGCGGUUCCCGAUCCAGCAUUAUACCCUUCAGAAGUCGUUCUCGUCUCUGGGUCUGCAUCACCACCUGCGGAGUGGCUCCACGACGCACAGGCUAGGUUGUCUGACUUGAUUGGAAGUCCGCCAAUUGUUGAGAACCUAGAGCACAUUCGCGCCCAAGGCAAAACGUGCAUAUUCCUUGGCGAUCUUGCUCAGGACACACUCCUCGAUAUGACCGCUUCUCAGUUUGCGGACGUCAAGAAUAUGAUCAGUAGCUGCAAUGGAUUAUUAUGGAUUACACGAGGCGGCGCCCUUGGAUCAGAGAUUCCAGAGCAAAGCCUUAGCCACGGGUUGCUUAGGUCCCUAAGGCAUGAAGCUCACGGGAAGCGAUUUGUCACGCUCGAUGUAAGCCCGAAGAGACGGGUCUGGGAACCCGAGACAGUCACAGCCAUCUGUGAUGUAUUCUCCGCAGCUUUUGACAUAGGUCAAGGCAAAACAACUCGAGACUGGGAGUACUGUGAAAGAGACGGUGUUGUCUUUGUCCCACGACUAUUCCGCGAAAAUCACGAAGCUCGGUCUGCACCAAACCCGACAGGUAACUCGGGGUCGAAUGGGGCUCUGGACAACUUGGAAGUUCCUCUUCACUCGACGCCCAUACCUCUGGGUACUGAUACUGCCAUCCUUCAGAAAGCAACGACACGUGACCCUCUUGGGCUGCCCCCAUACUGCAUCGAACUUGACCCGAAGGCAUUCAGGAUAGCUCUCGAUCCGGCCGCACACAGGAGCGACAUCAGCCGAUCUAACCUCUCAGAGGGAAUCAAGGCUAGCACAAUCACUUGUGCAGGACUUGUGUCACGCCUUGGAAGCGAUGCAGCCAGCGAGGGCUUCCAAGUUGGAGAACGCGUGGGCUGUUUGGUUUUCGAUCCUCUCAGCCGCAACCCCCAGACACGGUGGUCGAAUGCGACGCACAUCCCAGAAACGAUGGAUUUUGAAGGGAUAGCCGGCAUACUCGAGGCCGCUACGACCGUCUACAUCUCCAUGACGGAAAUCUCUAGACUCCAGAAGGGCGAAGCAGUGAUGAUACAGUCCGCUGCAAGUGAACUAGGUCAGGCUGCUAUAGGGCUUUGCCAGUCACUUGGGGCAGAGGUAUAUGCCACUGUCGAAAGUGUGGCCCACCGUCAGCUACUUGUGGCACAUUUUGGGAUACCAGAGUGCCGCAUCCUUCUGACACAACAGGGCCUUGCAGCCCCUGCUGUCCGAAGUGCGACUGGAGGGAAGACACUAGAUGUCCUAUUGAGAUGCCCGACUGAGUUUCUGCUUCGGCAGGAUGAAUGGGAUUUCAUGGGAGAGUUCGGACGCAUCAUUGAUUUGACUAUCCCUUCACCCAUGAACAGCAGGCAAGCUUGCAUAUCCAACAUGAAGCAAAAUCUGUCGUACAACUCGGUAUACCUGCCAGCAUGGGCGGCAUCUAGGCCACACGUUAUAUCCAAGGCCUUACAACAGGUUGUCCAUCUAUAUGAACAAGGUGUGUUUGCAACUGCGACGGGAAUUGCAACACAUCCUCUCUCAAGCCUCGAGCAGAUUGCCAUGUCUGCUAAGGAAUCUGGCCUGCCAAGAUCAGUUGUUCUCACCACAAAGACCUCCGAAGAAGUUCCAAUACCCAGAAGCGUGACUCGAGCCAGUCUUCGAGACGAUGUGUCCUACCUGAUUGUGGGUGGGACAGGUGGCAUUGGAAGAUCUCUAUGCGAGUGGAUGGUGGAGCGCGGUGCCAAGCAUCUCAUCCUGAUGUCACGCAAUGCCCGCCUCGACGAGUUCCUCCUUGGGCUAGAUUGCAAAGCGCGUGCAGUAUCGUGCGAUGUCUCGAAUGAAGCGCACUUGAUCCAGGCACUUGAGAAUUGUCUUGACAUGCCUCCCAUCCGAGGUGUCUUUCAAGCUGCCAUGGUCUUGCAUGACUCCGUGUUCGAGCAAAUGACACUCGAUGCAUUCAAGACAACCCUUGCACCCAAGGUCUUCGGAACACGAAAUCUACAUCGUCACAUAAGCGGACUCGACUUCUUUGUCAUGUUCUCGUCAAUCCUUGGUAUUACCGGAGCGCCCGGUCAAUCUAACUACACUGCCAGCGGGGCUUACCAGGAUGCUCUUGCUCGGUUCCGGAGGACCAGGGGCCUUCCAGCUGUCUCGAUAGACCUGAGUAUGGUUCAGUCUGUCGGCUACGUUGCGGGUGACCGUCGCAUCUCGAGCCGUUUGGCACAGAACGGGAUCUCGAUGCUGCAAGAGGAGGAGCUUCACGACAUCCUUGACCAUACUAUUCUAGCUCCAUCAAGAACACAGAUAGUCACUGGGAUCGAGUCGGGUCCCGGAACAGACUGGCCCGAGGUGGGCUGGCUUCAAGACAGCCGCUUCGACGGCCUGAGACCGCGAAUGUUGUUUUCUACGUCAGCCGUCGACGUGAAGAGCGAACAAGCCAUCAACCUCCGUAUCGCGCUCCCAGCAGACAUGUGCUUGGAGAAAGCGACGGCUUGCAUACUGGGCGAACUCACAAAAGAGCUCAUCCGAAUGUUUGGAGCGAUCGAGAUCGAUCCAUCCAAAGACCUAGCCUUCCAUGGUGUCGACUCUCUCGUAGCAGUCGAAAUACGCAAUUGGCUUGUCGCGCAGACUGCAGUCGAGCUACCUGGUAGCGAAGCGGCUCGGGCAUAUUUGAGCAGAGUCGGCAAGAAUUUUCCGUUUAGAAACAACCGUCUCCGUAUUGUCUUCACCCUGAAAUUGGAAUUGAAGGAUAUUUCUGAGGCUACCAUGGACUUUACCACGUUUCCCAACUUGAUUCGCAAUCUUACAUAA